Messenger RNA from Prorocentrum cordatum, 2849 nucleotides. The record is from the annotation of a GenBank genome assembly. NCBI's taxonomy places the organism in Eukaryota, Dinophyceae, Prorocentrales, Prorocentraceae.
AUGACCAUCACGCUCUUCCGCGAGUGGGCGGAGCAGGAGAUCAUUGUGCACUUCGAGCUCAUCCAGGCGAUGGUUAUCAGCGACCCGUCCGUCAACCAGCUCCCCAUCGCCCUCCCCAAGGACCUCGACGCUCUAAAAAUGAUAUGCCGGAAGUUGGCCUACGGACUUGGUGCGUCGGAUCCGUGGGUUUGCCUCGGUCUUGCCCGGUUUGAGGGCCCCGUCCCUUCGGAGCAGCUGAUCGCGGCACGCUUGCGCACGGCCCUCGCCCUCUGCGACCUGACGGGCAAGGCGCCCCUGGACGAGGAGGGCCACGCCAGCAUCCACAAGAUCGCCGACGAGUUCCGCGCCGCUGCUCUCGCCUGCGAGAAGGAGCUUUUAGGAGUGUUGGCGGAGCGCAAGCGGUUGAAGCCUAUCAGGCUUCAAUUCUGGAAGGAGCUCGGCACGGCCGCGCGCGCUCUCCUCUGCUCCCCCGUUGCCCCCGGCUGCCGGGUGACUCUCCUCGCACAGUGGUCCUCCGUCCUCCCGGACUGCGGCGACAGCGUGAACUUCGUGGACAUCUCCCGCCGGGUCUCAGAGCUUUUGGAGAAGGGGGACGAAAAGGCCUGGGACCUGACCGCCUGCCAGCACGUGGUGGCCUGGGCUCCGGAUGAUGCGGGGGCUCUGGCGCGGCUCUUGGCCGCAUUCCUGAGGCGCUCGGAGCCGGCCUGGCGACCGGCCAGUCUGCAGAUGGUGGUGCCCCUCCCGCUCGCUCACGGCAUGAAGGACGUCGUGGGGGUCACCGAUCUCUGGCACGUCCAGACGGGCCUCGCGAUCUUCGGCAUCUCCUUGGACUCGGCCCGCCACGUACCGCGCAUGGUGAAAGCCCUUACACCCCUGUUCGAGGUCGACUCGUCCAUCAUCGCGUUGAUGGACCUGCCUUCGGAUUACCUCCCGCAUUUCCUCGCCCUCCUGGCAGACCCGGCCUUGGCGGGUCUCGUCGUGCGCCAGCACAGACGCAGUGCGAGCAGCUCUCCGGACCCCCCCAGGAUUUGCCUGGACUUGGUCUUCCCCGCGACGUGCGCGGAGCUCGACGCCAUCAUUCUUCUGGACCGCCUCCGCCGCUCCAUGGCGACCACGAUGACCCUCCUAUCGCGCACUAAGGCGCUGGUCAUCUCAGUCGCGGCUUCGGACACCUGGGUGGGGGUGAUGGACCACAUCCUGAAGCAUGACCCCGAGGUGUCGGCCUCCCGCCUUCGCUGGCGGUCUUCGGCCCACGGUGGGCGCCCCGUGGCUGCGCCCUCGGCGACCACUGCAGCGCUGGCGGCCGCCCGCAGGAAAGCCCACUCUGGAGGAGGUCUGGAGCACAUGGCGGACAUUGUCGUACAGGGGGAGCUGGGCACGCAGGACUCCAAGGCCGCGUUCGAGCGCUUCUUCGUGACCGGGGAGGUCCGCAAGCUACAUGCCAGCCUUCGUGGGCAGGUGAUUCGGGUCGGCAACGAGCACGUGCGGGUCGAGAUCCUCAACGACUCCAUCCUUGCGCUGUCGAGGCCGGGAAACGGGACAGGGAUGCUGCGCUGGGGUGCAAUUCGGUGCAUCGCGUUGGACGGCUCCGAGUGCUGGUUCAUCGAGGAGCGCUCCAUCGAUCUCAUCUGCGAGCCCUUCCCGCCGAAUGGGGCAAUAUCGCGGGACAUCUCGGUUGCGUUGUGGAGCGCCCAGGCUUUCUUCGCGGCCGCGCCGGGUCGCCAGGAGAUGAAGUGCGCGCACGUGCACUCCCUCUUGAAUCGCGCGCAGGUGGUGAUGAUCACGGAGGCCCACGGGAACGGAGGGGGCUCGCCAGGUGUGGCGCCCCCCCAGGGUACGGCAGCAUGGUGGCCCGCUGGUGCCGCGACCGCUCAUUCGGGCAUCAGCCUCAUAGUCAAAGAGACGUUGCUCAAGUGCUUCGACCCCGACCCUAUGUGGAAUAGCUAUAAACCAGGGAGGGCAGCCAAGUUGGAGCUCCGUGGCCCGGAAGGGGCCUUGGACCUGGUCGUGGCAUACUUCCCGACGGGUGCCGGCAUCGGAGAGCAAGACAUGUUCGGCUUCUCGCGCGCGGAGCGGGGGCGGGCCUCGUCUUUCCACGAGCUUCGCGGUUGUCUCCGCGCGCGCCCUUCCCGUGCGCUCGCCCCCCGGCAGUCGGCGCUCGCGAUCCCGGGGGGCGACUUCAAUUACGUCGCGGACGACUUCGAUCGGGUCUACAUGAACCGCGAUGUCACGGACCAGAUCGACAGGCAAUUGCGUGCAGCUGCGCUGGAGUGGAGGCCCCAGCUGUCCGCUCACCGCCCCGUCCUCGUGUCCCGCACGGCCCCGCAGAGGCUCUCGGAGAGCGCGCGGCGGGUCCCGGACUUCGCGGUGCAGCGCCCUGACUUCAAGCGCAGGGUCGCGCUCGAGUUCGAGGGGCGUCUCGCCACUUCCCCUUCCACCUCAGGGCUCGCCAAGCUCCAGAUGUUCAAGGAGGCGGUGAAGCAGGUCGCCCGGCGCAUCGCCGCAGACCGCGCCACCCCCCCGACGGCCGAGCCCCGUGAGGACAGAUUAGGUAUGAAGUGUCUUGCCCGGUGCCCGCCCCUCCGCGACCUUGUCCACAAUCCCUGCGACUUCUCAGGUAAUCUGUCCGUGCGUCUUCGGGGCCUCCGUCAUCGCGCAGCCGAGCUCGCUCGUGACCACGCGUUGGGCGAGCUCGCCACCGCCUCGGUCGCACCUGCCCCGGAGCGGGGCGAGGGGGAGGGGGGCGGAGAUGGGCGGCGGCCCUUCGGGCACGUCGGACGCGCAAGCGGGGUGCUCGGCGUCUACGCCGACUCGCUCCUGGCCGUUCGGUGGGAAUCGCCGCUGUGCAG